GUGUUCAACAGCUUACGCGUAACCGCCAAAAUUACGGACAGAAACGCCAUCUUGUGCAAAGAUGUUGACAUUUUACUAAAUUAAGAAAAAUUACAUGAUCGCUAUUUUGUUCGAGUCCUACGACUCGAUUUUCAGUAUUUAAAAAUAUAAAAAAUGUUAACUUCAUGUAUUAAUUGAUCCAUCGACCGGUUUUGUCAAUUAUAAGGUGAUAAUGAUGUUGCUAGCGGAAAAUCGCGUUAAAGAAUUAGCCUCUUAAAAGGACAUAACAUAAGUUAAAAAUGUUUUACGCUCAUUUCGUGUUGGCCAAAAAAGGGCCGUUAGCACGUAUUUGGUUAGCCGCUCACUGGGAUAAAAAAUUGACGAAAGCCCAUGUAUUCGAGACGAAUAUUGAAAAAUCUGUAGAUGGUAUAUUACAGCCAAAGGUAAAAAUGGCUUUAAGAACAUCUGGUCAUUUAUUGUUGGGUGUGGUACGUAUAUAUUCAAGGAAAGCUAAAUAUCUCUUAGCUGAUUGUAACGAAGCCUUUGUCAAAAUAAAAAUGGCCUUUAGGCCUGGUAUGGUAGAUUUACCAGAAGAGCAUAGAGAAGCUGCUGUAACAGCUAUAACAUUACCUGAAGUGUUUCAUGAUUUUGAUACAGCAAUGCCGGAAUUAAAAGAUGUUGACAUUGAAGCACAAUUUAGUCUAAACCAGUCACGAGCGGAAGAAAUCACUAUGAGGGAAGAUUAUGGCAGUUUAGCUUUAGUUACGCAUGAUCAAGGAUUUGGUGACAUGAGUUUUGAUGCUGAACCUCCAGAAUUGUUAAGACAUGCUGGUGCUGUAGAACCAUCAUUAGAUCAAACUCAUAUGUUGUUCACUGAUGGACCAGGGAUCGAAGCAGCUUUAGAACAAAAGGAAAAAGAACCAGUACCAGGUCCAUCGGUAACAGCACAAGCUAUGGAUAUAGAUAUGCCAAUUAGAGAUGAUGGUUUUGGUGGUCAUCUUGGUCAAGAUAUUAUAUCUGGUGGGUUGUUUGAGGGUGGUUUAUUUGAUGAAGCACCAAUGGGUGAAGUACCUGUACCUGAGGUGAGUGCAGUAGCAGAAACACAAGAACCUGGUGUAGUUUCUGGAGGUCCACCUUCUGUGCAUGAUGAAUCAGAAGAAGAAAUGGGAGAUCGUUUUGGAGGUCCACCAUCUCCCAUGGAUGGAAUGAGUACUGACGAAUCCAGACCUGUUUCUCCAGCUGCACCUGGUGAAGAAAUUGAAGGAAGAAUAAGUGUUGCCAGUCGCCGUUUUACUCCUGCUCCACCCAAUGUCCCUGAAGAACGUCCAAUGGAACCUAUGGAAGAAGCUCCACCUCUACAGGAUCAAACUACAUUAUUACAUGAUGAAGAAGAGAGUUUCGCUCUCGCACCUGUUGACACAUCUGCCUUAAAAGGAUUUACUAAAGCAAAACGCAAGCGUAAACUCAUUGUGGAUGAGGUAAAAAAUAUCUCUGGUGAAGAAAUGAAAGCACAAUUAUCAGAUAUUAGUGACAUUAUUACUACAUUAGAUUUGGCACCACCUACAAAAAGAUUAAUGCAUUGGAAAGAAACUGGUGGAGUCGAAAAAUUGUUUGCUUUACCAGGAAGACCAAUACCAGCACGUGUACUAUUUAAGAAUUAUCAACGACAUUUAACUAGCAAGUCUUACGAUCAUGAGGACUUUGGACGUUUAGUAGGUGAAGAAGAAGGCAUGCCUUUAGAACAAAUGAGAGAACCUGCAGAACCUGAUUCAUAUGAACAAACUAUCCUCAGUAAACGCAUGGCUCGCAAACGAAAAGCACCAGCGGAUGAAGAGAUAAGGCCCCCACCUCCAGCGCCAGCACCUCCUCCAGUAGAUGUUGUCCCUGAAGCAAUGGAUGUUCCUAGUAUAGUCCCCCAACCAAGUCUUCCCUCUGCAGAAUCACCAGUACCUCAACCUGAGAUGUCUUUACCAACUGAAUCAUCAGUAUCUGAAAUUAGUGGUAUCGUACCUCCUAUUGAAGAAGCGGAUAUGGUUCCUGUAGUUCCCGAAACAUCUUUACUUCCUUCAGAAAUUCCUGAAAUUUCUCCUAAUGAAGCUAUUACUGCAUCUGAAGAACCAGUUGUUCCACCUACACUAAUAGAACCAGAAGUCGUUCCUACACCUGUUGAAAUGCCACAAAUGGAAAAUAUGGGCUAUGAUCAGGCGCAAUCUCAAGUACCCUAUAUGGGAUAUGAUGAACAUCAUCAACCACCCCACACACCAGCUGUAUCAGAAAGAGGACCAGCAACACCAUGGAAUCAUGAAGAUUAUGAAUUUCCACCAUCUGUAGGUCCUCAAGAAGAACAACAAAUAGAUGAAACUUAUGAACAGUUUGAAGAACGAGUUCUUAAUAAGAGAGCAUCACACAUGUAUCAUGUUAUCAAAAGUAAACUAGACACCAAAGAUAGAUUGACACUAUCAGAAAUGGCAUAUAAAAACAAUCGCAAGCAGGUUGCGCAAAAAUUCUACACAUUAUUAGUUCUAAAAAAAUUCCAAGUAUUAGAGCUCAAUCAAGACCAUCCAUACACUGAGAUUGUAGUCAGUAAAGGACCAAAAUUUGAGAAUCCUGCAUUAUAAAAUUGCUGUAGGUAUUUCUUACCAUACAUUUAUUGUUAAAAAAUGAGGGAGAGAGAGAGGAUUGUAGCUAUUUUUAAUCGUACAUAAAAUAAGCGAUUUAUCUAAAUUCUUUUGAAAGAUAAAUUGUAAAAUAAUAUAUAAAGCUAUUAUAACUCUUUGGGAAUAUCUGCAUAAGACAAAAGAAUUUUAUAAAUCAUGUUUUAAAGUCCUGAUUCAGGAAUGUAUACGUUUUGUAUAAAUCAAAGCAGAAUUAUUUUGGACCUUCUGUAUUUUUAUUGUGAUAAAAAAAAUUCAAUCAAAGAUACGCAAAUACAUUAAUAUUGAUAAAUGUUUUACAUUGGCAAGAAAUCAAUUGUCUUCAUUAAAUUUAUUAUCAAUCCGAACAGGGUUUGUAUAUAAUAUUAAUAUGUAGUAAAAAUAUAUUUUAUAUCUUAAUAUUUACAAACAACUUUGAGUCUAUAUUACAGGAUGGUCCAAAAUUACUAAUAAUUGUGUAAGAUAAUUUAUGAAAUUAUGAUAAGCAUUUUGUUAAAAAUUUCAUAAAAUGAAAUUAUUUGUGAUUUAAAUCGAUGUAUUAUUUUCAAAUUUCUCAAACUUAAAAAUAUCAAAUUUUACAAUAUUUUUUUUUUUAUUAGCGUACUUACACAUUAAUGCUAUUAUAAACAAUUAUUAAUGGAAGAAUCAAGGGAAUGUUUUACGGAUAAUGCUUUUAUGUAUUGCAGUCAUACUUUAGAAUCAGUAGUGUGAUUAAGUUAUUUUUCAGAGAUCUAUAUAAAUAUUAUUUACUAUUAUAUUUUGUUUAGACUCGAUAUAAUCUGUAUAGUUAUUUUUCCGUAUAAAUUACUGCAAAUUUAUGAUCUAUUGUUUAUAUUUACACUGUGAACGACAUUCCAAAGAGCAUUGAUUUAAUAUUCUCGCCUUUUUGUGUGUUUCAAUCUUUUUAUUGUACAAUUUCUCCAUUACAUUUUGAAGAAAACGUAUUAAUUAUAUAAAAAAGAAAUAAAAAUUGUUUGACUUCUA
This is a messenger RNA of Bombus pascuorum, 3617 nucleotides long. It is a transcript of the gene vtd, whose product is annotated as double-strand-break repair protein rad21 homolog. Lineage: Eukaryota; Metazoa; Arthropoda; Insecta; Hymenoptera; Apidae. Gene Ontology annotation, molecular function: chromatin binding; protein binding. The record is from RefSeq and is a predicted model, not a curated record. Gene Ontology annotation, biological process: replication-born double-strand break repair via sister chromatid exchange; mitotic sister chromatid cohesion; synaptonemal complex assembly. Gene Ontology annotation, cellular component: synaptonemal complex; cohesin complex. The coding region runs from base 279 to 2597 and encodes 772 amino acids. The transcript has 13 exons.